UUAAUAAUUCACUCGCACACCGACGCGUCCCAGCAGGUGUUGAACCCGGAGCGACUAAAGGCGCUGGAGAAGUGGCUGCAGGAGACUGAAGUCAAGCUGACCCAGGUCAAUGGCCAGAGGAAAUAUGGAGGUCCGCCUGAUUGUGAGUAUGUAUGAUUGGAACCAAAAGGCCUAUGGCGCUGUAAAUGCUCUCCUGUUUUCAGUGGUAGGCAUCAGACAGCUUAUGUUGUUGAGGUAUCCAGUGGUGUAAAGUAAAAAAUACUUUCAAGUACCACUUAAGUAGUUUUUUGGGGUAUCUGUACUUUACUUUACUAUAUAUAUAUUUUUGACUACUUUUACUUAACUACAUUCCUAAAGAAAAUGUACUUUUUACUCUACAUUUUCCCAGACACCCAAAAGUACUCGUUACAUUUUUUAUGCUUAGCAGGAAAGGAAAAUGGUCAAAUUCACGCACUUAUCAAUUGAACAUCCAUGGUAUUCUCUACUGCCUCUGAUCUGGUGGACUCACUAAACACAAAUGCUUUGUAUGUAAAUAAUGUCUGAGUGUUGGAGUGUGCCCCUGGCUAUCCGUUAAAAAAAAUAUGAAAAUUGUGCCGUCUGGUUUGCUUAAUAUAAGGAAUUUGAAAAUAUUUAUACUUUUACUUUGAUACUUAAGUAUCAAAAGUAAAUGUAAUUGCUAAAAUAUACUUAAGUAUAUUUAAAACCAAAUACUUUUACUCAAGUAGUAUUUUACUGGGUUACUUUUACUUGAGUCAUUUUCUAUUAAGGUAUCUUUACCUUUACUCAAGUAUGGCAAUUGGGUACUUUUUACACCACUGGAGCUAUCCAUUCUUCAAUGUAUGAAGAACUGUAGACUUGUGGAUAAUAUUUGCGAAAUCUCCUGUAAGUAGAUAUGCCUACUAGAAUAGCCAUUUACUUAAUCACACCCUAAUGACACACACCUGUUGGUGAUGAAGCGAUCAGCUCACACAUGGAGAACUAACUCAUCUACAGGGAACAGAUUGGCAAGCUAAUUGGAAUUAAGGCAAAUUCACCAGGGGCGUAUUCAUUACGGAACUGUUUAGUUUCAGAACCAAACGGAAGCAAACAGUUUCUAUUGAACAUUCAGGUAGGUCCCUCACUGUUCCAAUUGCUUCCGUUUAAGAAACGUUUUACAACAGAAUCUGCGUAAUGAAUACGCCCCUGGGCACCUCCGAUGUUUGCAGAUCUGUAAAGUGGAAAAAAUAUGGAAGUUCCUCCACUACACUGCUUAUACCUAUCCAUACCCUUCAGAUCUGUAAACAUCAGAAGGUUAGGGGAAAGGCUAGCGAGAGAAAAUAACUUGCGAGAGAAAAUAACUUGCAAGUCAAAGCCAAUCUAAUGAAGCCACUCCUGACUCCACUGCUCCCUCUGGUGAUUAGACUGGCUUGGCGCCCCCCCUGGGCCGGGCUGUGAGGUGUUCAUCAGCCAGAUCCCACGGGACGUCUUUGAGGACCAGCUGAUUCCGCUGUUCCGUGCAGUGGGCCCGCUCUGGGAGUUCCGCCUCAUGAUGAACUUCAGCGGACAGAACCGUGGCUUCGCCUACGCCAAGUACGGCAGCCCUGCCUCGGCCGCCGCCGCCAUCCGCUCGUUGCACGGCCGCGCCCUAGAGCCAGGGGCACGCCUCAGUGUACGGCGCAGCACGGAGAAACGUCAGCUCUGCCUUGGGGAGCUGCCCAUCUGCACAGGGAGGGAGCAACUGCUGCAGGUCAGGAGGGAACAGGGAGUGAGGGUGGGGUUGGUACAGGUGGAGGGACGUGUGGGGUGGGAAUGAUGCAUGUAGAAACAGAAUAUUACAAAAAUAGCUGAAUUUACAGUUUUCUGGGCAUGUUUGGUCUGUGUGUGUGUAAUUCUUGUGUCCCACCUGCAGGUGCUGCGGGACUUCUCUGAGGGGGUGGAGGGAGUGUCCCUGAGAGCGGGGCCUGGGGAACAGGGGGUGUCUGCACUGGUGGUCUACGCCUCCCACCAUGCAGCUUCCAUGGCCAAGAAGGUGCUGAUUGAAGGUAGGCCAGGGACCUCAUGGAGAUUUAGUGUACUGAUCAGAGUACACAAAGCUUUCUGUUAGCAGCUCUUUUACAUUUGAAAUGCUCCCAUCUGACCUUUAAUAAUUCCCUCUGCCUUUCCUCCUCUCUCUCUCUCUCUCUGCAGCCUUUCAGAAACGCUUCGGGCUGGCCAUCACUUUGAAGUGGCAGUCCUCUGCUAGGCCCAAGCACGAUGAGCCUCCCAGAUCCCCCAAAACCCCUCCCUCCUCUCCUCCCAAACCUCCCCGCCGCUCCCUCCUCGACAGCCACCGGCCUCCCCUGCUGCCCCCGCGCCUCGCCCAGCGUCAGCUCCCUGCCUUCUCCCGGGCUGUGGGGGCGCCCUCUCCCAUGGUGCACGCUGCUCCUGGUUCCCCCAGGGGGGCGUCGUCCAUGUUGCCUCCUGUGGAUGCAGCAGCACUGCUCCAGUGUGUGUGUGAGGUAUACGGGCAGGGGAAGCCCCUCUAUGACCUGCAGUACCGCCACAUGGGGCCUGAUGGGUUCCUGUGCUUCAGCUACCGGGUGUAUGUGCCAGGGCUGGCCACACCCUUCACUGGGAUGGUGCAGACUCUGCCCGGCCCCAACCCUGGAGCCAUACAGGAGGAGGCUCGCAGAGCUACAGCCCAGCAGGUCCUCAGCGCUCUGUACAGCGCCUGA
Molecule: messenger RNA, 2693 nt
Organism: Coregonus sp. 'balchen'
Lineage: Eukaryota; Metazoa; Chordata; Actinopteri; Salmoniformes; Salmonidae
Source: the annotation of a GenBank genome assembly